This is a messenger RNA of Brettanomyces nanus, 276 nucleotides long. RefSeq lists its product as uncharacterized. Gene Ontology annotation, biological process: intracellular iron ion homeostasis. The coding region runs from base 1 to 276 and encodes 91 amino acids. Gene Ontology annotation, cellular component: cytosol; nucleus. NCBI's taxonomy places the organism in Eukaryota, Fungi, Ascomycota, Pichiomycetes, Pichiales, Pichiaceae. Gene Ontology annotation, molecular function: 2 iron, 2 sulfur cluster binding. The record is from RefSeq and is a predicted model, not a curated record. The transcript has a single exon.
AUGUCAUCAGUUCUGAAUUCAGAUCAAUUGGUUAAAACCAUUAAAACUAGGCUUCAGGCUAAUGAGGUGGAAGUUCAAGAUAUGUCCGGUGGUUGUGGUCAGGCGUUUGCUGUCAUCAUAGUUAGCGACAUAUUCAAAGGGAAGAACAAGCUAACUAGGCAUAGGAUGGUAAACAACGCUCUUAGUGAGGAGAUUAGUCAAAUACAUGCUUUUACGCAAAAGGUCUUUACCACUGAUGAGUGGGAGGAACAGAAGAGGCUUUAUGGUUCUAGCUAG